AUGAAAACUGGGAGGACCAGACCGCUCCGAGUCUUCGACAUCUUGGUUCCUCCUUGGCCUCCCACGGUACCGCACCGGAUAAAACUGCCAAGAGGAAAGACAAAUUGGUUCGAGUUUUACUCUGCGAUUACACGGAAUUGGAAUAAGCUCAAAGGCUUGAAAAAUUGCUGGCAAAUUUGGAAGGACGUCCAAGAGAUUAUUCGACGGAUCAGAAAGUAUCAAGGAGAGUCGACCGUCAUGCAAGGUCCAGGAAACAACGAUGGCGCCCAUCCGUACGCAACCAUGGCUGGGAAGCUAGAUUCCAAACUCCUUCAAGCCCUCAAAGUGAUGGAGUUUGAGUACAUGACACCCGUCCAACACCGUGUUCUAACAGAGCUUCCAAGCUGGCGCAGUGACUGUCUGGUCCAGGCCAAAACUGGCACAGGCAAAACCCUUGCUUUUUUGCUACCUACGUUACACUGUUUACUCCAAGGUCAUUCGGCGCCACCAAGAGGUCAGGUCGCUAUUUUGAUCAUUACGCCAACACGAGAGCUUGCUCAGCAAAUUGCAAAGUCCUGCGAUCAGCUUACAUCGCAACUUGCGAGGCCUCUUGAGUGCCACAUUGCAGUGGGUGGAACAGCUCGGGCAUCUGCUCUGGCGCGUUUCAUGAAGGGGGCACCGUCCAUCCUUGUAGCAACCCCGGGACGACUAAAAGAUUAUCUGUCCGAACCUUCCACGGCUGAAAAAUUGUCUAACAUUCAAACGUUGAUCUUGGACGAAGCCGACACGAUGCUUGAGAGCGGCUUUCUAGCUGAUGUGAAGCGAAUCCUCCAACUCAUUCCACCAAAGAGCACUGGCUGGCAAGGUAUGUGCUUUUCAGCCACUGUUCCACCCAAAGUCAAGGACGUGGUCAGUGUUGUGUUGAAGCCAGGCUACACCAGCAUUUCAACCAUCGAAAAGAAUGAAACACCGACGCAUGAGAGAGUUCCCCAGUACCACGUGUUGAUACCGUCCGUGGCAGACACCUUUACUACUCUCGCCUCCCUUCUCAACCUUGAAAUCAAGAACAGCUCUAAAAUCAUUGUCUUCGGGGUCACUGCAAACAUGGUCGCUCUUUUCGCUGCAGCCUUCUCUCAGGGUUUGACGCCUUUGAAGGUGUUUGAAAUCCAUUCCAGGCUCAGCCAGAGCGCUCGCACGAAAACUACAGCUUUGUUUAAGGAGGCAGCGACCGGAAUUAUGUUCGCCUCAGAUGUCAUUGGUCGUGGCAUGGAUUUCCCUAAUGUCGACCUGGUCAUCCAGGUCGGUCUGCCCUCAAAUGGCGAACAGUACGUUCAUCGUGUCGGUCGUACAGCCCGUGCUGGCAAUGAUGGUCGCGCUAUCAUCCUCCUCACAGAAGCCGAGUCUUUCUUCAUGAAGGUCAAUCGCCACUUGCCCAUUCAGCCUCAUCCCCAGACUGACGCGAUCAAUGCGGGCGCCUCCUCAUGCGCCGAUGCCGUUACUAAGGCCAUGUACAGCAUUGGUGAAGAGACAAAGCAGCGCGCUUACUCAUCCUACAUAGGUUUCUUUGCGGGAUCCGGUCUCUUGAAGCAGGUCCGUCUGGAUAAACCCGGCCUCGUUCAACUCGCGAAUGAGUUGGCCAUACAGGGAAUGGGAUGUCCUGAACCCCCACCAAUGGAUAAAAAGGUCGUGGGCAAGAUGGGUUUGAAGGGUGUACCUGGAUUUAAUUAUGCGACUGGAAAUGAUUUGAAUGGGGACCGUCCUGCCAGACCGCGUGGGCGUCCUGGGAACAAGACUCGUGAUGUACUCAGUCCUGGAGCUGGUCAAGGAGAUCGUAGAGGUUCGGUCUCCAAGAAUCGUGGAGGACGUCGCGGUGGCGGGCGUGGAGGUCGUGGAGGGCGUGGAGGAAAGCCGAGAGCAGCAUGA
This is a messenger RNA of Aspergillus oryzae RIB40, 1902 nucleotides long. Its product is annotated as DEAD/DEAH box helicase. The transcript has 3 exons. Gene Ontology annotation, molecular function: ATP binding; nucleic acid binding. NCBI's taxonomy places the organism in Eukaryota, Fungi, Ascomycota, Eurotiomycetes, Eurotiales, Aspergillaceae. The record is from RefSeq and is a predicted model, not a curated record. Gene Ontology annotation, cellular component: mitochondrion. Bases 1 to 1902 code for a protein of 633 amino acids.